This is a messenger RNA of Phoenix dactylifera (date palm), 638 nucleotides long. Its product is annotated as light-regulated protein, chloroplastic. The record is from RefSeq and is a predicted model, not a curated record. Gene Ontology annotation, cellular component: chloroplast. NCBI's taxonomy places the organism in Eukaryota, Viridiplantae, Streptophyta, Magnoliopsida, Arecales, Arecaceae.
CGAGCACAGAAAAACAGAUCAAAGAAACCUUAUUUCACAUUGAGCGAAGGAAAUAAAAGAUAUCAAGGAUGCAGGCUGCAGCUGUGUGCUUCACAGGGCCAUUGCCAGUUAAAGGCACCAAGACCUUGGUCCCAAGGAGGUCAUCUAAGCCACUCAGGACCCUCAUCAGCCCAAGGGCUGUGGCCGUUACCACCUUCGAAACAUCAACUAUAGACUACAGCUCCUCGAUCUCUGUAUUCCCUAUGGAGGCCUGUGAUAUAAUUGGUGGUGAGGCAUGUAAUGCUAAGAUGUUCCCUGAAGCAAAGCUUGCAGUGUCAUCGAGCGGCGCAAAAUCUACAGCGGCUUUGCAGGAGAUCGACAGGGACUAUAUCGAGUAUAACGAGCCCAAAACGGUAUUUCCUGGUGAGGCAUGUGAUGAUCUUGGAGGAGAGUUCUGUGAAGCUGAGUACCUGAUGGGGGUUUACAGAGAGGAGGCCCUAGCUUGACCAAGGGGUGCACUUGGGUUCUAGCUUGUUGUAAAUGGUCAAUACUAGAAACAGUGGAUGAAAUAAAAGCACUCAGCAUACUUAUGUAGAGCUGUGUAUAUUUCUUAAAUGCCAGAGAUUAAUAAAGCUUGAACUUUGAUGUUUUCAUGUCAA